AUGGCAGCUGAAGAGUACUAUACUAGAGAUGUGGAAGAUAUACUGGUAGUUAUGCGUCAACAGGAGAUGACAACAUAUCGACGGCGGAAUUAUCUCUCUGGCAAUGAGGGCUUCGCAACUCACGUAGUGGACGGGGCGUGGCGACAACGUAUCGUGGAAUGGAUGUAUGGAGUUGUGGACCACUGCUCACUCCGACGUGACUCAGUAGCAAUCGCUGCUUACUACCUUGACACAUGCGUCGAGAAAGGAUUGGUUGAAUCUCGUCAGGAAUUUCAGCUCGCCGCUAUGACUGCUCUCCAACUCGCAAUCAAGCUAUACGAUUCAACUAUGGUAAAGCUCGACAGUAUGGUAAAACUCGGUCGAGGUUUGUUUACUGAACAUGAUGUUGUUAACAUGGAGCGGAAAAUAGUUAGUUCGCUCGAAUGGCGCUUGCACCCGCCGACAUCAAUCUGUUUUCUGCGACAGUUUUUGCGGCUACUUCCGGCGAGUGUCGCCCCGCCUACACGGUAUCUGAUUGCCGAGGUCGCGCGAUUCAUUGCUGAGAUUUCAGUAUGUCUAUGCAAGUUUAUCAGUCUUCCUCCUUCGAUGAUUGCGUAUGCCGGGAUGUUGAUUGCCAUCGAGCGGAUCGAUGAGACAACUUUGACAGUAGACCUUCGGGAUCAGAUACAUGGUGCCAUGUCGAAGAUCGCCGACCUUGAUCACAAGUCGAUCCUACUAAUCGAGGUAGUGAGUAUGCUCCAUCAGUCAUUAGAAAACAAUGUCAGCUUGCGAGAACUCAUGAACACAAUCGGUGCUCAGUGCCAGGGUGGAUACAGAAAGAUUGAUUCCAGCGAGUUUGGGCAGUUUCAGACAAGCGGUGCCCACUCCCCUCGGGACGUCCGCGAGGGGGUCUAG
Messenger RNA from Phaeodactylum tricornutum CCAP 1055/1, 894 nucleotides. RefSeq lists its product with no specific name. Lineage: Eukaryota; Bacillariophyta; Bacillariophyceae; Surirellales; Neidiaceae. Gene Ontology annotation, molecular function: cyclin-dependent protein serine/threonine kinase regulator activity. Gene Ontology annotation, biological process: regulation of cyclin-dependent protein serine/threonine kinase activity; mitotic cell cycle phase transition. The record is from RefSeq and is a predicted model, not a curated record. Bases 1 to 894 code for a protein of 297 amino acids. Gene Ontology annotation, cellular component: cytoplasm; cyclin-dependent protein kinase holoenzyme complex; nucleus. The transcript has a single exon.